Molecule: messenger RNA, 7317 nt
Organism: Artibeus jamaicensis (Jamaican fruit-eating bat)
Lineage: Eukaryota; Metazoa; Chordata; Mammalia; Chiroptera; Phyllostomidae
Gene: ZNF518B
Product: zinc finger protein 518B
Exons: 5
Coding region: 919-4140 (1073 amino acids)
Biological process (GO): regulation of transcription by RNA polymerase II
Cellular component (GO): nucleus
Molecular function (GO): RNA polymerase II transcription regulatory region sequence-specific DNA binding; DNA-binding transcription factor activity, RNA polymerase II-specific
Source: RefSeq, a predicted model, not a curated record
UACAGCGGACCGGACCUACCGCGGGUGUGGGGCGCGGCAGCGGCGGUGGCGGUGGCAGCAACGGCCUGUGGCCUCGUUGUAGACGCUCUCUCUGGACCCAGACCGGCUGGUCGCGACCCUGAAAGGCUGCGGCGUCCGGUCUGCGGUUGCUGGUGUGGAGCCUCCAAGCUGGCCUCCGGUGCCGCCCCAUGUGUUUUAAAUGAUGCAUCUCCUGGGAGAAUUUCUACCGGUUGGCCGGAGCAGGAAGUGUCGUCAGGAGGCCAUUUUUAAAGCCUCGGAGGGCCGGUGGAGCAGCGCUUGCUGAUGGCCCCAGGGUUCUGAGUGUGGAAGCCAGGGCCUGGAGCAGAGGCUGCAUGGGCCUGGGUGCCUGAGAAGACGAGGAGGAGCCCCUGCGACCUGCUCUUGAUUCUCAUCGGUAGCCUGGUGGCUCCAGGCCAGAAGUUAGAACCACCUGGCACAGCAGCACCUGUGACUGCAGUUCUCGGCCUCACAGCGACUGGCAGAACACAAAGGAUUUAGAUUAGACACCAGCUGACCAACUCCCUGACCUUAGAAAAGCCAAGCAGCUUCUCCAGAUCUGUUUUCUUACAAGAAACAGGUGAUCAAGGGUGAACCUGGAGGAGUAUCCAGGGGCUGCUCCGGAAGUUCUGCCUGCUGUGUGUAGCAGGAGUGCAGAGGAGAACAGAAGUCCUGGUCUUGGACUGCGCUUACCAGUUCGCCAGGUGGCCUGGAAUGCCAGAGACUCGGACACAGUCAUGUUUCAGGGCCACGCACCUGCAUGGUGGUAUUUAAAAACAGAUAACUAAGUAUGCUUCCGGGAAGUAACCACAUGUCCGCCAGCCACUGUUUGUUGAAGGGUGCCUCUGAAGGAUUCUAUCAUGCCAAGUCUUUCUGGAUCUCAGCGGACUCUGUUAAGAAAUGCAAAUAAAGAAGAUGAAGGAUAUUGGACAGCAGUUGUUCAGUUCACAAGUGAAUGAUGGACACAGUUCUUUGACCAUGUCGCCUAGACAGCCUAACGCUAAUAGAGCCACUCGGCCAGACAGACAGGAAGCCCAGUCACCUCUGUACCAGGGCUCGGAGGCGGAGGCCGCCCUGCUGGCCACCGCCACGUGUGCCAAGUGCAAGAGUGUUCACCAGAUCCCUCCCCAGGAUCUGAGGAAGGGGCCCGGGCAGGGCCCAAAGGAAGACAGAUAUGUCUGCUUCCAGUGCAGCCUCGGGGUGGCUUCGCCCCACCUGCCUUUUGGAAGCAGUAAUCCCAGUGCUGCUCAUCUUGGAAAUAAAGCCGAAACCAUCGCAAGCCCCAGCAAUAACAAGUUCAAGGUAAGGAACUUUAAACCAGGCAAGUACUAUUGUGAUAAAUGUCGCUUUUCCACAAAGGAUCCUCUGCAGUACAGGAAGCACACACUUCAACACGAAGAGAUCAAGUUCAUUUGCUCUCACUGCAGCCACAUCUCCUACACGAAGGGGGAGUUUCAGAGGCACCUGGUGAAACACACAGGCAUCUUCCCAUACCGGUGUGAGUACUGCGAUUACGGUGCUAUUCGAAAUGACUACAUCGUCAAACACAGGAAGAGGGUUCACGAGAAGGCUGGCGGGAAACGGCCGCCCAAAGCUGUCACCAGGCCAGAGCCAAAAAGGACCAGCAUGUCGAGACAAAGUGCAGAGCUUUCAAAAGCCUCUGAUCCAGGCUCCACACUACAGAGCAAGUUGUCCGAUCAACUUUCAAGGUUCUCCUUACAGACUAACAAGGACAAAAUGCACAGCAUCACGUUGGUACCCGAAUUGAAAGAAUACCAGAAAGAUGUGGUGUGUGUCCCCAAUAAGGGGCCCCUGCCAGAGCCCAGUGAAGUCGGGGUGUUGGAGAACAGAAGUGUGGAAGUGGAAGUGCUCUCCCCGGCCACAGAGCCUGUUCAGCCCGGAAUGCCGCUGACCGUGGUGGCACCAGCGGAGCUCGUCGUCCCUGCCAACUGUUUAGCUCAGCUGGUGGAUGUGAAGGUUGUCAAUGGAACACAACAGCUUGUUCUGAAACUGUUUCCUCUGGAAGAAAAUAACCGCCUAGAGGCUGGUGGGAGUGUUAGAGGUCAUUCUGGGCGUACGAGUAAAGAGAAGGGUUCAGAUGGACGAGAAAAAACGGCUUCUGCAGAACAAACCAAGUCCCUGAUGAUCGAAGGGAAAGUUGGAGAACUCGGAGGCCUGGAUAACCUCCGGUCAGUUCAGAAGCAAGUUAAAAAUGUGAAAUGGAUAAGGUCUUACGAUAUGUUCAUGUCCAAUUCUAGUGUGUACAGCUGUGCGGAGUCCCUUCUCAACUCGGCUAGAGCUGGGGACUUGCAGAAAAGAAGCCCUAUGUACCCUCACAGAACUGCCCUUCCUCCCGCUGCCCUGAAAGACCACUCUCCGUUAUCUAUAGUGAAAAACAGUGUUUUGCGUAGUCUCGGCACUACAUCACAUCCUUUCCCCUACAAAGCUGCUGUUCCUUUUACAGACGGCAGGAAACGCUUGCACAGUGACCCACGACAGUGUUUUCCUCUCACGGCAUCACCUACUACCAUCUCCUUCUCUGGAGAAAACGGCUUUCUGCCCAUGAGUAAAAAUGACUUGGAACCUAGACGUGAGAUCAGUAUACCUGUAAGAAUGGUUCCAUCUGCUAGGAAGCUGAAGGACAGCCAGACAGAGGACUACAAAGCAGUUUCAAACACAGGCCAGAUUUCCUCUCAAUAUAGGAGUGAGUAUUUACACAUAAACAUAACAGGAGAAGAUAGAACCAGAUCUCAACAGCCUGGGGAGGAGCCUUUGGUGUUGAAGAAUUCUGAAAGAACUAAUGACCCUUUUGACGGUCCAGUCAUCUCAUCGGUGUUUUCCCUGAGCUCUGGAUCUGAAGACGUCCCGGAGAGUGUUAAGUGGAAUAGUUCAACUUCCAAAAUAAAGUCAAUUGAACUCUUGCGCAGAAAGAUUGCUCAGUUAAUUGAAUCCUGUGGCAAGCCUUCAUCUCUGGCUGCAAGUAAUGCACAACGUCGUUCUGUAGGGCAGGCAACAAAGGGAACUUCGAAAGCUACCCCUGAAGAAAUUAAUGUGCCAUUUACUGGUAGUGGCUAUUCUGCAGGUACUCUCUCAAAACCUCGGGAUGAUGGUGGUAUUAGUGGGCGACAAAUAUAUCCACCAUUUGUAGAAGGCAGCAAUGGGAAAACCGAAAGCCGAAUAACCAGGAAGGCUCCUGCUGCUACUCCAGUGUUGAUCCCCAAAGGGGCAGUGUUGAGGGUUCUCAAUUCCUCCAAGGAUGCCCACAUUAUAGAGGCCACGUGUGAAGCUCCUGUCAGCAUCCCUUGCAGUGAGACCCAGUUAAUAAAACCCAUCCCGCUCUGCCCAGUGAAACCAGUAGACUUGGACUUACAGGCUUCGACAAGUGAGAGCAGGCCAAUAGACAUGUCUCAUAGCCUUGACCCAUCACUUCGGCCUAAACCAAGAAAAGAGAGUGCUGUUUAUAGUGCUACCCUGAAAAAAAUUGGCCCCGUGCACAGUCAGCAAGGAAGCAGUGAAUUGAGUAAGCAAGGGAAAGUGCUUUCUAGACGUCUUCCAAUAAAUAAAAAUAAAGCCAAGCAUGUCAAUCCCUCCAAGAAGAAAAGCAAAAUUCAGGCUGAUCCCAGCCACUGUCUCAAGGAGCCUUCGAUUUUUCAGGUUGCAAGACAGCUUCGACUGAUAGCAGCCAAGCCGGACCAGUUGAUUAAAUGCCCCCGUCGGAACCAGCCUGUCAUCGUGUUAAACCAUCCUGAUGUCGACUCACCGGAAGUGACCAAUGUGAUGAAGGUAAUAAACAAGUACAAAGGCAAUGUCCUCAAAGUCGUCCUGUCGGAGAGGACCAGGUGUCAGCUGGGCAUCAGGCGGCAUCACGUCCGGCUGACCUACCAGAACAUGGAGGAGGCCAAUCAGAUAAAAAGACAAAUGAUGCUGAAAAUGAAACUGAAAAAAGUCCACAAAAACAACUACCAGGUGGUGGAUUCCUUGCCCGAUGACUCGCAGUGCACAUUCAAGUGCUGGUUUUGUGGACGGCUCUACGAAGACCAGGAGGAGUGGAUGAGUCACGGCCAACGGCAUUUGAUAGAAGCAACUAGAGAUUGGGAUGUUCUUUAUUCCAAGGGCAAAUAAGGGAAAAGUUGGUGUUUGAAGCAAAUUGUUUUUCUUUUAGUUUAUUCUGGUUAGGGUUGGGUGUUGUUUUGUUUCGUUUUGGUUUUUUUCUCUCAUCCUUGACUCAGUAGGAGAAACACAGGUUGUGGGAAUGUGAGCAUCGUUCGUUCUUCAGAUCCCUGCUUAGGGGUGUUGAGAACCAGGAGUCGGGCUCAGCCAGAUACGUGACCGGAACUUGGAAGGUGUUUGAAGCCUCUGCAGGUGUACGCACAAGUAUGUGGACAUACUUUUUCCUGGAGAGAAGGGAAACUUUCAGCAGAUUUCCAUGGGAUCUGAGAUUUCUUUGUUUGGCACCCUUUUCCUAAGUAGAUGCAAAGCUCUCGUGACCCAUUUGGGGCUGAGCUGAGAGUGUUUUACGUGCCCUUGUAACAGAAGCUACUGAUGAAUUAAACCCAUGUCUGGUGUGCACACACAUACCCCCCUUUUUUGCCAUAAUUUGUCUGAAUAUUUGGUACUUAAUAGAAAUUAUAUUUUCUACAGUUGUUUUAAAUUUGGUGACAAAGUGGCCAUUUUUUAAAAAUCCCUCAUCCCUCUAGGAUCCUUGAUAAGUGUUCUUUGUAGCAGAGAGAACUGUGCAUUUUCAAAAAAUGUUUGAGAGUCAUUGUAAGGGUUUGCCUGAAUUUGCUGUUUCAACAGCAAGUGUUAGGGAAGAAAAAUCAUUUUCAAGCUUUUGCAUUCUUUUUAAGUACAGUUUUUCAGUUUGUGAUGAUUGGAGCGGGAACGUGCCUUUUUGCAAAACAGAAAGGGUCACGGAGGGAAAGUGUCUGAAGUCGUCUCCUGUCCGCCCUUGGCCCUCUCGCAAAAGCAGCCAAUUAAAAAUGGGAACCAACAGGCUUCUUACCACAGCGAUUAGACCUGGGAAGGUAACUCGAGGUUGGCAUGCAGAGACCGUUUGGCGUCAAUGCGGCAGAGCUGUCCUUUGGAGACCGUCCGCAGACAGGGCUGAAGACCGCGUGCCGGCCAGCGCUGCAGACGCUGCCCCCAGGCUGUGCUGCCUUUCUGAACGGGCCCACCUGUGGGACAGAAUCACUCCCCACUCCCCUCCCCUCCUGUCCCUUUUUUCCUUGUGCCUUUGAGGCCCAUAAAGCUUUCCCUCGGAAAAAUAACUAAAAACUGCCAGGAAUCCACUAAAUGGAAACAUGCCACCACCUCUGCUGUGGUUACAGGAACACUGUCCCAGGUUUUCACCAACCACAACAGUCCCCUUCUAGUUGACCUUAGCCACAGUCACACUGUCUCCGUUGCUCAAUUUUCCUAGGAAGCAACUCCCAAGAACAUUCCUGCUCCCUCUGUCCCAUCAGAUGUCAGGACCCAUGCUGAGCAGCACUCACAGCACCUUCGUGUGCGUCAGGAACAGCCCACCCCUUGCACCGUGGGGCCUCUUGGGCAGACAGUCGGUGGGCAGGUGGGGCUCAGACUGCAGCUGGGCUCCAGCUGCCCUGCAGAACGACACUGGCUGAGCCACAAGGAGCCCAGCGCCUGAGUGCUCCUCACCGCAAGCACCUCCAUCAGGGCCGUGCUGGCGAAAUGAGCGCAGCUGGGGACUCGCGCCUGGGUGAUGUUUGUGUGGCUCUGGGGAGUCGGAGACUGUUUUCCCCCAUGUGGGAAAGUCUUCGAUUACCCUCUUGUAGGUGGGAUUGCAGUUGUUCUUGGUGAUCAUUUCUUAUUACAGGCAGUUAGUAUGUCUUGUGUGAUUCAGGACAUCAUUGAGUUGAUUGGUUGCUUUUUUGUUGAAAUUUGGAUUUUUAUAUGUGUAUAUAUGUGUAUGUACACAUACCAAUAUUUUUUACCAUAUGAGAACUGUAGUAGCUAAUUUUCUGAUUUCCUAUUUUAUAAUGAAAUUAGAUGGGUUAGAAAAUAUAAAACAUUUUGUAUUCUAGAAAUAAUUUAUUUUGGGAGUACCUUUUUAUAAUAGUCUGGUCUCACUUUUAGAAAAUGGAAGCACAGUGAAUGUGGGUCUGAUCUGUAGGGACGAGCGGGAGUGGACACCCCGCAAUCCCGGUCCUGGCAGUAUCCGGUCCCCGGCAUUUCCGGUCGGUGCUCUUUGGGAAAUGGAACUGUGGGCAACUCCACUACACAAAGGAGGCCGUUCUGUGCCCCUCCAGCAUGAGAGGGGCCUCCAGAGACAGUACAAGGAGGAGAAGAAAAGGCGGUGACUUAUUUUUCCCCUCCUAUACCUCACUACUUAGUAGCAUCUCUUCUGAAAGCUUCCGCUACAGCCCAUCAGGAGAGAGGACCUCAACAGGUCAGAGUGUUCAGUGUCGACGUGAAAUACUCACACUUGGCAGCAUCAACUCCUUUUCAAGUAUUACCUACAGCAGUCAGUGUACUUGUACAGAGCUAACUUUCGUGGGUAGGAUGUGUAGCUCAGCUUUGGGGGGGGUGGGGUUUCCGAGUGACCAGUACUUGUAAGGAAUUAAGAGGGCCCCUGGGAGGCACAAAAAGAGAGAGCAGACAGUGGCCGUCUCCCCUGGGGAACAGACGUUAGGAAGUGGCUUGUUGACAUGCAGCUAAGUGUCCUGAAGUGAGUCGCGGCAGCGUCUCUGACAGUCGGAGAAGGUAGCAGAACUGUGUUGAGUAUUUGUACUCGUUGCAAUGAUUUCGAAGGACCUGUGUUCACUAAAUGGUAUUAAUUGCACUUACUAAUGAAAACAUGUUAUGCUUAUUUUUUUAAAGUAGAUUUUCUUUGGGGGAGCAGAAAUGAGAUGCUCUUGUUAUAUUUAUGAUAUGACAAAGAGUGAAAGUUUUUAAAAAAUAACUAGUAGGUUAUACUUCACUCACAUUGUGAUCUGCAGCCCCAAACAGUGUUGUGAAGCCCUCUGCCGAGCCGAGUGCUGUGGAAGGAAACCCGUGUGUGAGCCCCCGAAAGCCCCGCCCCCCUGCUCUGGGACGAGCCGCCGAAGCCAUCGUCCCGGAGAGUGAGCGUGUAAUGCUGCUCGGCCUUUCAGAUGAUAUUUGAAUCUGUCCGUGUCAACGUGAGCAAAAACUGAAACAUUUCAUAACUGUUCUAAGCGUUAUUAGAGAUCCUGUGUUAACAGUUUGUGUGCCCGCUGCUCUGUUUUGGAAACACAUUUAUAUAGAGAAGCUGGAGUAAAUUUUGUUAAAUAAAGCGACUGUCAAAUGGUCUCUACCUUUUCA